CAACGUGGGAAGGGGAGGGCAAAAGGAAGGAAAAAACCACACACACCACACAACUUUGAUGAGAAAUCUAUAAAAGCCGAGUGUUCCCAAACAUUCGUCCUAUUUGGCAGCUGCUGCCUCAGCCACGGCUUCUGAUCUCUAAGAGGACACUCUGCUCCCAAAUUACCUGUCACCAUGGCCCACAAAUUCCCAGCCCUCACCGCGGACCAGAAGAAGGAGCUCUCAGAAAUUGCCCAGCGCAUCGUUGCCAAUGGGAAGGGGAUCCUGGCUGCCGAUGAGUCUGUAGGUACCAUGGGAAACCGCCUGCAGAGGAUCAACGUGGAGAACACGGAAGAGAACCGACGGCAGUUCCGGGAGAUCCUCUUCACCGUGGACAACUCUGUCAGCCAGAGCAUCGGGGGCGUGAUCCUGUUCCAUGAGACCCUCUACCAGAAGGACAGCCAGGGAAAGCUGUUCAGAGACAUCCUUAAGGAAAAGGGCAUCGUGGUGGGGAUCAAGUUGGACCAAGGAACUGCUCCACUUGCAGGAACAAACAAAGAAACCACCAUUCAAGGGCUCGAUGGCCUUUCUCAGCGCUGUGCUCAGUACAAGAAAGAUGGUGUUGACUUUGGGAAGUGGCGUGCUGUGCUGAGGAUUGACAACCAGUGUCCAUCCGCCCUUGCUAUCCAGGAAAAUGCCAACGCCCUGGCUCGCUAUGCCAGCAUCUGUCAGCAGAACGGGCUGGUACCUAUUGUUGAACCAGAGGUAAUUCCUGAUGGAGACCAUGACAUGGAACACUGCCUAUACGUUACUGAGAAGGUCCUGGCUGCUGUGUACAAGGCCCUGAAUGACCAUCAUGUGUACCUGGAGGGCACGCUGCUGAAGCCCAACAUGGUGACUGCUGGGCAUGCCUGCACCAAGAAGUAUACUCCAGAGCAAGUAGCCAUGGCCACUGUCACCGCUCUCCACCGUACCGUUCCUGCUGCUGUGCCUGGCAUCUGCUUUCUGUCUGGGGGCAUGAGUGAAGAGGAUGCUACCCUCAACCUUAAUGCUAUCAACCUUUGCCCUCUACCUAAACCCUGGAAACUAAGUUUCUCUUAUGGACGGGCCCUGCAGGCCAGUGCACUGGCUGCUUGGAGUGGCAAGGCUGCAAACAAGAAGGCGACACAGGAGGCUUUCAUGAAGCGGGCUGUGGCUAACUGCCAGGCGGCCAAAGGCAAGUAUACUUCCACAGGUUCUUCUGGUGCUGCGUCCACCCAGUCGCUCUUCACAGCCAACUAUACCUACUAGAAACAGCUCCAGCUCUUUGAGGUGUCUUGGGAAGAGGGCUGAAAGUGAACAACUUCCUUUUGACUGACCCUGGAAAUCAGACCAAAUUAGAUUGAAGUACUGGAAACACAAUACAUGUUAAAUUCUUUGACACAAGGAAAAAAAAAUCAGUUAUUGAAACUUAAGUCUGAAUAUCAAGGAUUUGAUGAAAUUUCACACAGCAGUUUCCUUGCCCAUGACCCAGAGUCUCACCUACGAAAAGAAUAGACUUUAAAACGACAUCUGCUCUCCAUCCAAAUAACAACCACUGAAUGAAAUAUCUCAGAAGCUAAGGGCAGAGAAGUGCAUCUUAUUAAAUGAUCUUAGGUUAUGAAGGAGACAGCUGCAACAAAAAGGAAAUAAAAUAAGCUAUAAACCUUCA
Pipistrellus kuhlii (Kuhl's pipistrelle) is the source of this 1669-nucleotide messenger RNA. RefSeq names its product aldolase, fructose-bisphosphate B (gene ALDOB). Lineage: Eukaryota; Metazoa; Chordata; Mammalia; Chiroptera; Vespertilionidae. Gene Ontology annotation, cellular component: cytosol. Gene Ontology annotation, biological process: fructose 1,6-bisphosphate metabolic process; glycolytic process. The transcript is spliced from 9 exons. Gene Ontology annotation, molecular function: fructose-1-phosphate aldolase activity; fructose-bisphosphate aldolase activity. The coding region runs from base 175 to 1269 and encodes 364 amino acids. The record is from RefSeq and is a predicted model, not a curated record.